Molecule: messenger RNA, 924 nt
Organism: Peniophora sp. CBMAI 1063
Lineage: Eukaryota; Fungi; Basidiomycota; Agaricomycetes; Russulales; Peniophoraceae
Source: the annotation of a GenBank genome assembly
AUGAGCUCCUACUCUUCGGCAUCAAGCGAAACCUCUACGCGUACCCGGGCAGGGCUGGUCCCCGCCACACAGACACCAUCGCCGAACAACCUCAGUCCACUCGACACCUCCAAGUUCAGACCCGAUAUGACGAAGGAGGAAUACGACGCCGAGUGCGUCCGCCAGCGACCGCCGCCUGUCGUCGAGAGCGCAGGGACAGAGAAGGUCAACCCGCGUGCAGGUGGUGACUAUUAUACCGCGUCCGUAUUGAGGCGUGGGGGGACAUCGUCGCAGGCUUCGACGUGCGCGCCCUUGCAUACGGCUCCUACAUACCUUGGGUACCCGUACCGAAUUACGACCCCUUCGAACUACGCGCCCUCGACCUACGCCCCUUUGGGUGAGACGUACGCCCCUUUACACACGGCCCCGACGUACAGCCUCCCCAUGUCGGCUGGGAAUGUCUGGCCGGUGUAUCCUUCGACCAGCACGCGCGAUGCUCCGCCUGAGUACUCCUCGGUGGAUGAUUUGUCGCUUACACGACAGGAGACGGGGUAUUCUUCGCCAAGCAGAGCCGGCGCGACUCCUCCCCAGUAUUACGACAAGAAUGUGCGGGACAGUAUCACGGGCUCUCCGGCGCCCCAGGGACGUGUGCCGUCGUCGUCGUCGUCGUCGUAUGGCAGCUCUUCGCGGGAAACGUACAUCGACUCGCAAGGGCGCGAGAGGUCGUACCCCCCGCCGCUGACCAGCGCGAUGUACAAAGAGGCUAUGCAAUUCGGGUUUUCUCAAUACCUGUCCCCUCUUUACGGCGGAUCGUCUCUCCUGGACUCAGAACUAACGCUCUUGGACUCUAUCACUACGCCGCCGGGAACAGGGACUGCGGGUGCUGUUUCGAAUGAAGAGCAACAGCGGAGGUUGAGGAGGUUGCUUGAGGAUCCGAAGAAGUGA